CAUCCACUCACCCACCCCCCACCAUAUCUUCCCCCACCCACACGCCACCCCGCCGAGCACCUAGUCGUCGCCGUCGCCGUCGCCGUCUGCUUCGCCGGCGGCCACCAACCCCAACCCCGGCCGCGCGGGCGGGCGAGGCGGCGCAUGACCGGAGCCGGCGAGGCGGCGCCGAUGCGGCGGCGUCUCACGGUGCUCCCCCUCAUCGCGCUCAUCUUCUACGACGUGUCGGGGGGCCCCUUCGGCAUCGAGGACUCGGUCCGCGCCGGCGGCGGCGCGCUGCUCCCGAUCCUGGGGUUCCUCGUCCUCCCCGUGCUCUGGUCGCUCCCGGAGGCGCUGGUCACCGCGGAGCUGGCCUCCGCGUUCCCCACCAACGCCGGCUACGUCGCCUGGGUCUCCGCCGCGUUCGGCCCCGUCGCGGCCUUCCUCGUCGGCUUCUCCAAGUGGGCGUCGGGGACGCUCGACAACGCGCUCUACCCGGUGCUCUUCCUCGACUACCUCCGCUCCGGCGGGGGGGUCGCCCUCUCGCCGCCGGCCCGGUCGCUCGCCGUGCUCGCGCUCACCGCGGCGCUCACCUACCUCAACUUCCGGGGGCUCCACCUCGUCGGCCUCUCCGCGCUCGCGCUCACCGCGUUCUCGCUCUCCCCGUUCGUGGCCCUCACCGUGCUCGCGCUCCCCAAGAUCCGCCCGUCCCGGUGGCUCGCCGUCGACGCGCGCGCCAUCGAGCCUCGCGCCUACUUCAACUCCAUGUUCUGGAAUCUCAACUACUGGGACAAGGCCAGCACGCUCGCCGGCGAGGUGGACGAGCCGAGGAAGACGUUCCCCAAGGCGGUGUUCGGCGCCGUGGGCCUCGUCGUCGGCGCGUACCUCAUCCCGCUCCUCGCCGGCACCGGCGCGCUGCCGUCGGAGACGGCGGCCGAGUGGACGGACGGGUUCUUCUCGGAGGUUGGGGGCCGGAUCGGCGGGCCGUGGCUGCGCGUGUGGAUCCAGGGCGCCGCGGCGAUGUCCAACAUGGGGCUCUUCGAGGCCGAGAUGAGCAGCGACUCGUUCCAGCUCCUCGGGAUGGCCGAGAUGGGCAUGAUCCCGGCCAUCUUCGCGCGCAGGUCGCGGCACGGGACGCCGACGUACAGCAUCCUUUGCUCGGCGAUGGGGGUGGUGAUCCUCUCCUUCAUGAGCUUCCAGGAGAUCAUCGAGUUCCUCAACUUCCUCUACGGCCUCGGGAUGCUCGCCGUGUUCGCCGCCUUCGUCAAGCUCCGCGUCAAGGACCCCGACCUCCCGCGCCCGUACCGCAUCCCCGUAGGCGCCGCGGGCGCCGCCGUCAUGUGCAUCCCGCCCGUCGCGCUCAUCACCACCGUCAUGUGCCUCGCCUCCGCCAGGACGCUCGUCGUCAGCGCCGCCGUGGCCGUCGCCGGAGUCGCCAUGUACUACGGCAUCGAGCGCAUGAAGACCGCCGGCUGCGUCCAGUUCCUCGCGCCGGCGCCGCCUGACAGCCUCCACGGAUCAUCGUCCUCCGCGGGGUCCGACGACGGCAACGACGUCGAGGACGUCCGCGCCGUCCUCCUCGCCGCCGCCGACGAGGAGCACGCCGGGGAAGGUGCGAUCAGUGUCAACAAGGACAACUAGUGUACAGUGAUUUCUCUUCAGUAAAUACUACAUAUAUAUCUACAGAAUUGCAGCAGAGUACAGUGAUCAUUGUGUUUUCGUCAGGAGAUUGUUGUGAUCUGUGAAUCCUAAAACAUGGGAGCACACCUUGCACAUGUCAAAGAUUAAUUUGCCUCAGAGUGAAAUACAAUUUAGUUAAUUAAGUAGAUAUAUCUUUCUUUGUGUGAUGCAUAUUAUAGCAGAGCAGUCAGAAACUCAGAAAUGAGUUGAGAACAACUUGUGGCACUUUCAGCAGAUAACAGCAAUUCUGUUGCAGAGUUUCAUCUAGCUUCAUGUUUCAGUAAAGCAUAACAGCUUCAGCUUUCAGAGUUGAGAUACUGAUUCUACUGCAAGUCUGCAAUUGCAGUUCAUCAGUAAUUAUACUGUCAGUUCUGAACUCCCCAUUUAUUUUCAUCACAUCAUUGUGAUCGGAUUAUCUGAACCCUGAAAUUCAACAUUCCUCCUGAAGCAAUAAGAAAUGGACCUUGC
Messenger RNA from Oryza brachyantha (malo sina), 2127 nucleotides. Its product is annotated as probable polyamine transporter At3g19553. Gene Ontology annotation, molecular function: transmembrane transporter activity. The record is from RefSeq and is a predicted model, not a curated record. The transcript has a single exon. Gene Ontology annotation, cellular component: membrane. NCBI's taxonomy places the organism in Eukaryota, Viridiplantae, Streptophyta, Magnoliopsida, Poales, Poaceae. The coding region runs from base 145 to 1620 and encodes 491 amino acids. Gene Ontology annotation, biological process: transmembrane transport.